CAUGCACGAAGAAAUGUGAUUUUAAAUCAUCAAGAUCUCUAGAAUAAUCUGCUGGUAGUAAUUCAAGGUCACAAAUGGGGCGAACAAAGAAGUUAAGCAAAAAAGCGAAGUUAUCAAAAGAGAUACAGCAGAAAAAAAAAUCUGGUUCUGAACGUUCUAAAUCUUCAGAAUCAUCUCUUGAUAGCGACUCUCCAACACAAAAGCAACGAUUGAAGAAGUUGAGGGAAAAAAUUAGAGCACGCCAAGGGAAUAAUCGUAGUAACAAUUCAAAAUCAAAUGAUUCGGGACGCAGCAACCGUUACAAUAACUAUAGUUUUCAUGAUUCCUCUCAAGGAAAAAAAUCUGACAAAGCUGAUUCAAAAACCAGUGGUGGAAGUAAUAAUAAUACUCAUCUCUGUGAAUUAUCUGAUCUGGAGAAAAUAUCUUUCCAAAAUUUAAUCUCAUCAACUCCAAUAACUAACAACAAGUUGAACGAAAACUUAGCCGACAAAGGUUUAUCGAAAGAUGGAAUCAUUAAAAAAUAUUUUGUGAGCUUAAGCAAACAAAUAGGACAACUGACAAGUUUAUCAGUUCAGCAUGGUGCGGAUUUAAAUAAUAUUUCCGAAGAAUUAAAAGAUAUAAAGAAAAGGUUGAAGAAAAAGUGUUCAUGUGACGGUGGUUAUGACGGAUCCAGUGGGGAGAGAAGCGACAAUGAUGAUAACGAGGAAGACGAGGAAACCAAAAGUGCAGGAGAAGAAAUAAAAAAAUUCGACUAUCCGAUAAAUGAGAAAGAAACGUUUGAAGAAUUUAAUAAACAACUUCACGAUAAACCCCAUGAACGUAAAAUUGUAAUCAAACGCAUUCACCAAUUAGUUAAUGCAAAAGAAACCUUAAACAAUAAUAUGAAAAUGGUUAUAAGAGCUUACAUUACACGAAGUGUCGUUAUUUCAUACGUUCCGUCUGCUGUUAAAAUAAAUCAAACGAAGCCGAUAUUUAAAAAUACUGUUUUUUACAAAUGCAUUGAAGAGGUGAUGCGACUAAAGUUAAAAGAUAAUUCGGGGAAUGUUUUAACUGACUCCGACAUGUUAAAAGCGAUGGCUUAUGUACUUCGCAAUGCGCGAGACUGGGACGGCCACCGCUUAUUAAGGACACAAAAGGUUGAUUCACCUGCUCCUAAAAAUUAA
This is a messenger RNA of Microplitis demolitor, 1163 nucleotides long. Its product is annotated as probable serine/threonine-protein kinase clkA. The record is from RefSeq and is a predicted model, not a curated record. The transcript has 5 exons. Bases 75 to 1163 code for a protein of 362 amino acids. Lineage: Eukaryota; Metazoa; Arthropoda; Insecta; Hymenoptera; Braconidae.